Messenger RNA from Linum tenue, 1580 nucleotides. The record is from the annotation of a GenBank genome assembly. Lineage: Eukaryota; Viridiplantae; Streptophyta; Magnoliopsida; Malpighiales; Linaceae.
UUUACAUCAAAUUUUGGGCUGAAUACGUUGGCUCUCUUCUACUACUCAGUCUCCUACUACUCCUAAAACCCCAUUUCUCAACUGCAAUCUUUCUCCCUUCAUCAGUCACCGCCGCUUCUCCUCCGACGUUCCUCUCGAUAUCUCAGAGAGGGAAACAUGAACGAACCAAUGGGGAAGAGAACCAAGUUGUCGGAGUCAGUGAAGGAGAGAUUAAUGUCUAAGAAGGUGGAGGAUGAAGGGAAGGAGAAACAAAUCUCUUACCUUGACAAAGAUUGCAUCUCAAGCAUUCUCAUGAAGCUACCACUCGAGUCACUGCCAUCUUCGAGGUUUGUUUGCAAGGCAUGGUACGAUAUCAUCAACAGCCUUCCCUUCAUCAAUAACCGUCUUGCACAGUCUGAAUCCGUCUUGAUAUAUCUGAAACCGAUCCCAGCGAGUAGCUCCCACCACUGUUCCUCUCCGACACCAGCACCUUCGAACCGAAGAAACAUGUUUUCAAAUGAACGGGCAGUGUUUCAAUCUCAGCCCCUCGACAUGUUUGCACAAAAGUUCGGCAAUAGGUCUUCCAAACUGAGCAUUAGCUUUGUUGAGUGCAGAGAAGGGAAGGGUGUUGCUCGAGAUUAUGGGAUCGAAUGCCUGGGCAGCAUUAGGGCAGCAUGCAAUGGUUUCAUCCUGCUCAACAACAGUCACAAAAAAGGAGGGGUUUUGGUCAUGAACCCUGUCACAAGGAAGCAACUUGCACUUCCUGUGGGUACAUUGACCCGACCUGACUGGGAAUCGUACGGAUUUGCCUCGACCGGUGGAGGAUACAAGGUGGUCCACUUGUUCAUGGACGACAUGAAAUACGUUGCCUGCGAGACACUCGACCUCGGGUCAAGAUCGUGGAAGCCAGUGAACGGACCCCCCUUGGGGGUGCUUCGUCGUUUUGGUUUCAAUCCUGUCUCGGCCAUUGGAGCUCUGCAUUGGCUUUCUCGCAGUAACAACUGCAUAGUCUCGAUGGAUCUGGAAACUGAGAAGUUUCACGUUGUACCGCUCCCCAAGAUUUGUGGGAAGCACGAUAGGAUUCUCGAAAUGGGCGGCCUCUUGGGCUUCGUCACUCACGAGGAUCGCCACAUAGAUGUAUGGAAGCUGAAGAGCAUUGCAGGUCAGGGUGAUGAUGCUGUAUGGACGAAGCAGCAUACGAUCUCCAGAGGUAGGUUGAUCAACUUGGUCCCCUUGUUUUGCUUGAGGAUCAAGGGAGAUGUGAUCUUCAAGAGGCUUGACGCUCGUUCAGUAUAUUCGUACGAUUUCGGGUCUGAGAGGAUGACUAAGGUUGUGGUGGAUGAGGGGUUUCGUUUCUUUGGCAGUUUGCUGCCUCAUGUCAACAGCCUUGGCUCUUGGACUGCUGCUACUCAGAAUCUGAUGUGAAUGGGAUUGAUGAUGAUGAAUAGGGUCUUUGACAUGCAUUGUUUUGCUACAAUACUAGUCAUUUCGACAUGGUCUGGUUUAUUUAUAAGUCAAUUUGUUCGUUUCCUUGCUUUGUGAUCUCUUGGUUUGGGAAACUUGAAUUGUUUAAUUUUGAAAUUACUAUAAUUGUAUGGGGG